Molecule: messenger RNA, 343 nt
Organism: Notothenia coriiceps (black rockcod)
Lineage: Eukaryota; Metazoa; Chordata; Actinopteri; Perciformes; Nototheniidae
Product: activating signal cointegrator 1 complex subunit 3-like
Exons: 2
Source: RefSeq, a predicted model, not a curated record
UCCUCCAGAUGUGAGCCGAUUAGCCAUUGGAGAAGCCAAGCCCACCUUUGCGUGCCAGGUGACCAUCCAGUCAGAGCAGGAGAAACAGAUGAUGAAGUUGUACCGCAGAGAGGAGAAGAGAGAGAGGAAGAGAGGAAAAGGAGGAGAAGAAUGCGAAUCCUCAGAUGCUGCCCUGACCUUUGACCCCCGAGAGAUGAGAACUCAGCGGGAGCAGGCGCUGCUGACUGCACGGCGGGAUCCUAUACUGAGCAGAGAGAGAGUGUACGAACGCAUCCGAUAUCCCAACGUCUAUGACUGCCAUGCAGAGGCCGCAAAGACGCCUGCGUUUGUUGGUGGAGCCAAG